AAUCGUCCGCUCAGGGACGCUGUUUGUUAACGCGCGACAGACACAUCAAUCGGAUCUUGGCGUCGGUUUGAGGCGGUCCACAUCCAGUCCAACAAGUAAGAAACAAAGUACCUCGCUGCUGAAAUGGACACCGCUAACCAGCUUGCAUCUGUGGGGACAUUCCAGGUGCUGAAAUUACCUCUGGGAUUUAUCCGUGUUUUGGAAUGGCUCUUUGCCAUUUUUGCAUUUGCAACAUGUGGUGGCUAUUCUGGGCAGCUGCGGGUCAGUGUGGACUGCAUGGAGAAGGCCAGCAGCAACCUCAGCAUCGGCAUUGACUUUGGUUAUCCUUUCAGGUUGCACCAGGUGUCCUUUGAAGCACCCAUGUGCGAGGCCACGAGGCAGGAACGCGUGUUCCUCAUCGGAGACUUUUCCUCCUCUGCAGAGUUCUUUGUCACCAUUGCGGUCUUUGCCUUCCUGUAUUCCCUCAUGGCCACCGUUGUCUACAUCUUCUUUCAGAAUAAAUACCGCGAAAACAGUCGAGGACCUCUCAUUGAUUUUGUAGUGACAGUAGUGUUCUCCUUCAUGUGGCUGGUCAGCUCGUCUGCUUGGGCAAAGGCCCUGUCUGACGUCAAGGUGGCCACGGAUCCAGAUGAGGUGCAGCUCCUCAUCUCUGCCUGCAAAGUCCCUACCAACAAGUGUGGUCCUGUUCACGGCCCUCGCUGGUCCGGACUCAACACCUCCGUGGUUUUUGGGUUUCUCAACUUUGUUCUGUGGGCUGGAAACAUCUGGUUUGUCUUUAAAGAGACCAGCUGGCACAAGGGCACAAGGUUGGCAGGCGCGGCGUCCGAGAAACAGGCCGGCACCUUCACCCAGCAGCCCUACAACCAGGGAAGCUUUGACCAGUCAGGGAGCUACAACACCCAGGGAAACCUCGGCCAGCCGUCCGAGUACAGCCAGGUGGGAGGGCCCACCUCCUACUCCAAUCAAAUGUAGCUGUGCCUUUUCACCUCUGCAUCUUUAAAUGCGUCAGUCAGCGGGUGACAGGAGAGGAGAGGAGAGGAGAGGAGAGGAGAGGAGAGGAGUGUUGAAUUUCUAAUCAAUCUGUCUGUGCAAAAUGCAAAAAAUGUGGUCAUUAAAAAGGUGUCAAAGUACACAUUGUAUAUACAGGUGUUGCUGAGUAUUGUAAAAAUAAUAAUAAUAUAUAUAUAUAUAUUAGAUAUAGUCAUUUACUCCUUUUACUUCACAGGUGUUGUCUGCGGACUGUUGUAUUUCUUGUAGUUUUAAAACACAUUAGUGACAGUUACUCUCUCUGUGCUUGUAAUUUGACACACAUGCUGUUUUCACUGGAUGUGUUUUUCAAACUGGUUUGUUUGUAUAAUUCGGGUUUUUAAGUGCAUGACUUUAUACGUGUGCCAAAACGAUGUCUGUGAAAACAAGGGGGAAGCAAAAUGUUCAUUUUGCCACUGAAACUUGACCCACACUGCCCCAAAUCAUUACUGAAAGUUUGCGACAUGCGACGCUUUUCAUCGUGACAGGGAAUUUAUUUUGAUAAUGUGUAUUUCUGAUUCAAAUGCGGAGACAGAAUUUAAUUUUGUGAUAUUUCUAUGUAUAUUUGUUACAAAUACAUUACGACUCUUUUCUGACAUUGGUAUCUGGGCAUUGUCGGAGCAAAAAAAAAAAAAAUCCAAAUAUAUAUAUGCAGUCAUUGCAGCAUGAUUUUGUGUGUUUUUGUUUCUCUCGCACUAAUCACAUCGUUCUUUUUUUUUUGAAUAGUGAAAAAAGGGAGUAAUUUUCCCUUAAUGUUUACAAGUGGGUGCUCCUGCUAUAAAUUACUGUGACUGUUUUUUUCUAUGACUACUGGCAAAUUCUACACAUUGCAUUUUUAAGUACGUUCAUAGUUUUCAUUUACACUGGUUAAGCCCAGCAAAAAGCACAUGAGCACCACACGGAUAAUGAAUAAUGGGCUCAUCUGUAUACAUACUGUAUGUGUACUGAGCCUUAUCUUACUUAUUUUACUCAUUUUUGCACAAGGCGUGUACUGUGCAGUCAUGAACCAGAGAUUAUGCCUGUUUGCUAUUUAUUUAGAUUGAUAUGACGUGUGCAGUCCUGUUUUUGACCUUCUUUGCAUGUGGCCUGCAUCAGUGUAAUAAAGUAGAUUGAACAUCCAUGUAUGUAAAACAGUCUGAUACCCAUGACAAAUGUGUACAGGUCCACGUAGUGAGUGUGGAUGAUAUUUUACAGGGAUUCAUGCUAGUAAACCUGUACAAAUUUGUCCAUAAAUGACUCGUCUUCAUGUAUCAGUUCAAAUCUCCUUGUUUGAUCUAUGUGAGUGAACUCUGACCUUUGACCCGCCAGCAUUGUUUCAACAGAAACCAGGUGCUCUCUUUCGGUUUGUUGUCAGAAAUGUGCACAACUUUCCAACAAAGCCAACAAGCCUUUAUACACAAAAUACGCAACCUAUAUAUAGAUAUACUGGAUUCUGAACUCCCUCUGAGAUAGAACUGUGAAAUUAAACUCCUAAAUGCAUCAAAUAAUGAACAUAACGUCCGUAGAUGCCAAUACUUGUACUAGGAACAGCAUCACGACGUGUAAUAAAGCACAAACAGCGCCUCACUGUUGGCUGACACACUCCUAAAAUACACAACAUAACAUGUGGAAAGAAACUGAACCCUGAUGUGUAGAGUGAAUUUGUUUGUUACCAGUACUUUGAUCAAGAAAUGUAUGUUUUACUAUUAUUACUAACAGCUGAAGCUUAAAACAGCAGUAUCAAUGAGGCCAUCUUGUAGCUGAAGCAGCCAUGUGCCAUUAUCAUUUUAACUGGGUAAAAAAAAAUGGACGACUGUUAAAAUAGAUCAGCCCAUCCAGGAACUUCGGUUUUCUUUCAUUUGGCCAUUGUAGAUGCAGUUGCUGAAAUAAAUCCUGCUGGACCUGAAAGAAGGUUUGUUUUGUAUGGGGAUGUAGCCACAGACUAGUUGGGGGACCUCGUGCUGACCCCUGUCCACUGCUGAAUGUGACAGGUGGGCAUCAGAACUAGACCACAGACCAGGAUGCUUGGGGUCACCCAUACAAAUGUUAACAUAAACUAUACUGAAUGUGGCAAUGCAAAUAUUACUAUUUAAAUGCAAUUUACUUAUUGGAAUCCACACCACACACUUCUAACAGACUCUGACAAUGACGAUACUAACCAGAAAACACUUUUAUUAUUAUUACAGCAUCAAUUUUGGGCUAACAGGAAACAUAAAGAUUGCAUAAUAUUUUGUUGUCCUGAGCACUGUUUACAGUGUAGGAUGUCAAGGUGGACCAUGUCCCCACAGAGAAACUGGGGGUGCUCCUGCUAUAAAUUACUGUGACUGUUUUUUUCUAUGACUACUGGCAAAUUCUACACAUUGCAUUUUUAAGUACGCUCAUAGUUUUCAUUUACACUGGUUAAGCCCAGCAAAAAGCACAUGAGCACCACACGGAUAAUGAAUAAUGGGCUCAUCUGUAUAUAUACUGUAUGUGUACUGAGCCUUAUCUUACUUAUUUUACUAAUUUUUGCACAAGGCGUGUACUGUGCAGUCAUGAACCAGAGAUUAUGCCUGUUUGCUAUUUAUUUAGAUUGAUAUGACGUGUGCAGUCCUGUUUUUGACCUUCUUUGCAUGUGGCCUGCAUCAGUGUAAUAAAGUAGAUUGAACAUCCAUGUAUGUAAAACAGUCUGAUACCCAUGACAAAUGUGUACAGGUCCACGUAGUGAGUGUGGAUGAUAUUUUACAGGGAUUCAUGCUAGUAAACCUGUACAAAUUUGUCCAUAAAUGACUCGUCUUCA
Messenger RNA from Mugil cephalus (flathead mullet), 3784 nucleotides. RefSeq names its product synaptoporin a (gene synpra). The transcript has 6 exons. Lineage: Eukaryota; Metazoa; Chordata; Actinopteri; Mugiliformes; Mugilidae. Gene Ontology annotation, cellular component: synaptic vesicle membrane; synaptic vesicle. The coding region runs from base 124 to 972 and encodes 282 amino acids. The record is from RefSeq and is a predicted model, not a curated record.